Molecule: messenger RNA, 3797 nt
Organism: Prunus mume (Japanese apricot)
Lineage: Eukaryota; Viridiplantae; Streptophyta; Magnoliopsida; Rosales; Rosaceae
Source: RefSeq, a predicted model, not a curated record
GUCGCAGCCAAUUUGCAGACUCGCAAAAUUUCUUCCGGUUCAGAAGUGUCCAGAUCUGGCGCGCCUUGCUCCGCCUCGCUCCGCCUGGCCACGCCUUGCAACGCCUCCUCACGCCUUCCCGGCGCUAAACGUGCUACUCGCGAAACAGCCGACCGCCUCGGGCGAUUUCCUGCCGCCUCGCUCCGACGUGCUCGCCGACGCGCGCGAAGGCAUGCCUUUGAAAACACUGGUUGUGAUAUAUCUUGGAUGAUGGUUCUGGAUAUCGCAUAGUUUUUGCCAGUGUAGGCUUUUCUUCAUUUAUUUUUUCAUUUGGCUCUCCACGAGGGUUCAUUUGGCUGUACAUCUUGAUGGAUAAGGAAGACAAUGGUACUGGUGAUCAUGAAGAGGCUUCACAGUAUGCAUUUGCUGUGUGCCUUGAAGAAGACAUGGAAGAAGAUGUCGAGGAUGAUGAAGAGGAUGAAGAAGACGGGGAAGUGGACGAAGAGGAUGAGGAUGAGGAUGAGAAUACUUUCAGUUUCAAAGAUGGGGUUAAUCCCUUGGAUUUUGUGGAAGACGAUGCUUUUGGUGACCAAGUUUAUGAGCAGUUUGUGGGCAUGGGUUAUGAGGCUCUAGCUGAAAGAAAGAGAAAAGCACUUGAGGAUAGUCGGCCUGAAGGUUCUGUUAAGAAGGCCAGGCAUGAGGAUGUUACUGGAGCAAGCAUGGAGGAAAUAAUGGAGGCCAUGAAUUAUGGUAUGCAAAGGAGAACAAGGAAGCCCAAGAAAAAAGGUAGACGGAAAGGAUCAAAGAAGAAACUUACUCCUGAGAUUACUCGAAGGCUUGGUGAAGCUACUCUUCACUAUGUACAUGGACGUUAUGAAGAGGCCAUACCCAUCUUGGCAGAAAUUGUUAAGCAGGCACCAGAUUUGUCCGAGACGUAUCAUACACUUGGACUUGUCCAUGAUAGUCUUGGUAAUGAAUUGAAAGCCUUGAAUUGCUUCACAAUUGCUGCACUUUUAGCACCAAAGAAUCCAGCUCUUUGGGAACUGCUCUUUGGCUGGUUCAAUAGACGAGGCGACACUCAUAAAGCCAUUUAUUGCCUUUCAAGAGCAAUAUCAGCAGAUCCUAAAAAUAUUGACCUGAAAUUGGGUCGUGCUUCACUCUAUGUUAAGCUUGGAGAUUAUCAUAAAGCUGCUGCAUCGUAUGAACAGAUAGUACAAGCCUGUCCUGAUAAUGUUGAAGCACUCAAGACAGGAGCUGUGAUGUAUGACAGAAGUGGUCAGCAUGAGCAUUCUAUUCAUAUUCUGGAGGCUUAUCUCAGAGAUCAUCCAACCGAAGCUGAUCCUAGUGUCAUUGAUCUGCUAGCUUCCAUACUUAUGGAAAAUAAUGCACAUAAUGAAGCAAUUCAGCAUAUUGAGCAUGCACAACUCGUAUUCUGUUCAAAUAAAGAGAUGCCUUUGACAAUGAAAAUUAAAGCAGGAAUCUGCCAUGCUUACCUUGGAAAUAUGGAGAAGGCAGAAACUCUCUUUAGUGCUCUUGAACAGCAGAGUGCAGAUCAGGCUGACUUGAUUGCUAAAGUCGCAGACUCAUUUAUGAGUCUUGGGCAUUAUAGUUCUGCAUUGAAGUAUUUUUUAAUGUUGAAAGGAAACACCAAAUAUAAUAAAGGCUUUUUACAUAUGAAAAUCGCUCAAUGUCAUUUGUCCUUGAAUGACAGAGUACAGGCAAUUUCGUGGUUCUAUGAAGCUGUAAAGACACUUGAAGAUAAUAUUGAGACCCGAUUAACAUUGGCUUCUAUUCUUCUUGAGGAAGCCAGAGAAGAUGAAGCCAUUUUGUUGCUAUCUCCUCCAAAAAAUCUAGAUCGCUUUGAAGCCCAAACAAAUAAAUCGGAACCAUGGUGGUGUAAUGGAAAAGUGAAACUGAAGCUUUGCUACAUUUACAGAGCUAAAGGGAUGCUCAAGGAAUUUGUCGAUGCAAUCUAUCCUUUGGUACAUGAGUCGUUACGUAUCGAAUCUCUUCAGCAAAAGGUGAAAGUGAAAAAGAGGCUCACAAAAAGUGUUCUGUUAGAAAGAGUGAAAGUCCUGGAUGAUCACCAAACAGAUAACCUAUUAUGCAGAUCUAGACCAGUAGCUCCUGCAUCAGAUCUGCUGAAAGCUGCCAGAGCGAAGAAGUUGCUUCAAAAGAAGGCAAAAGUAAAGGAAGAAAAGAGAGCUGAGGCAAUGGCUGCUGGAGUUGACUGGCAAAGUGAUGAUUCAGGUGAUGAUCCUCCAGAAGAAAUACACCAAGAACCUCCCCUUCCAGAUCUUCUCAAGGAUAAAGAGAAUCAUGGCCUUAUAAUAGAUUUGUGCAAGUCACUGGCUUCCUUGCAUAGAUAUUGCGAAGCAUUGGAGAUUAUAAAUCUUGCUUUGAAAUCAACUCGCAACAUGUGUUCUGUUGCAGAGGAACUCCGGUCUCUUGGAGCUCAAAUUGCAUACAACACUCCGGAUCCUGAGCAUGGGGUUGACUGUGUAAAAUACAUUGCAGACCAGCAUCCAUACAGCAAUGCUGCCUGGAACUGCUAUUACAAAGUAAUUACCAGAUUAGAUGACUGGUACGCGAGGCAUUAUAAGUUUCUACGUGGAAAGCGAGACAAACUCAAAGACUGUGCACCUCCGAGUAUCAUUUCUGGGCAUCAUUUUACUAAAAAGAGCCGUCAUCAAGAUGCUGCAAGAGAAUACCUUGAAGCUUAUAAAUUAUUGCCAGAGAAUCCCCUGAUUAAUCUGUGUGUCGGUACUGCCUUAAUCAACUUGGCCCUUGGACACAGACUUCAGAAUAGGCACCAGUGUGUUGCACAAGGCUUAGCAUUCCUCCACAAAAAUUUGCAGCUUUGUGAAUUCAGCCAAGAGGCUUUUUUCAACAUAGCCAGGGCGUACCAUCACGUCGGUCUUGUGACACUGGCAGCUUGGCACUAUGACAAAGUUCUUGCAAUGCAUGUGAAGGAUUACCCCAUCCCAAAACUUCCCCAUGAAAAGCCAGAGUCUGUUGAAAAUCGAUCACCGGGUUACUGUGACCUUCGCAGAGAAGCAGCUUUUAAUUUGCAUCUUAUAUACAAAAAGAGUGGAGCAGUUGAUCUCGCUCGACAGGUCUUGAGAGAUCACUGCACUUUCUGAAUAAUCAUGUUCCUGAUCUCAGAUAUUGUGACUGAAUCGAAUGAGAGGGUGGCCUCCUACUCCCUAGUCUAGUUCUCUUGAAAAUGCCUGAUUAUUGUUUGUAUCAGCAGUUCAUUUUGGCCUAACACAGCCAAAGACAGCGAGGGAAACACUAAAGAGAAAGGCUUGUGAUGAACUCAGCAAUUUGCCUGUCACAUUUUUGAAAGCCAGUGCUAAAUCCUUUUUUCUAAUCAGAUGCUAAAGCCUUAUCUAAUUUUGAAACUUUGGAGUCUUGAUUUCUGACAGGGUGUACCUAUAACAUUGAGGUGCUGUGACAAGUGUUCUACAUACAAGCCUUCCAGGGUUCAUCAGGUUGGGUAUGCGGAAGGUGUGUUUUAAGAGUGGCUCAUUACUUUCUGUGGAUCAUUAACUUUGUUGGUUAUUCGAACAAUAAGCCCUUUUUUAUGCUUGCCUUGUGUGCAAGUUAGGAAGCUUGUAUUCUACAUUAAGUUCAUGGAGCAAAGGUUUUAGCUUAUCCAGCAGAGGAGUGCUUGUCUUCAUAAUCUCAUAAACCAGGUUCUCUAUGUUUGUGAUUGCUAUAGAAAUGAAAACAAAGUAAAAUUGUAUUGAAAUUUGAUAUGUUUUUUGAAAAAACAAAAAUUUGGAAUUGAAAUGAUGUUGGACCUGUUGUUUGAA